Molecule: messenger RNA, 893 nt
Organism: Morus notabilis
Lineage: Eukaryota; Viridiplantae; Streptophyta; Magnoliopsida; Rosales; Moraceae
Product: zinc-finger homeodomain protein 1-like
Exons: 2
Coding region: 73-843 (256 amino acids)
Biological process (GO): regulation of developmental process; regulation of DNA-templated transcription
Cellular component (GO): nucleus
Molecular function (GO): transcription cis-regulatory region binding; DNA-binding transcription factor activity
Source: RefSeq, a predicted model, not a curated record
GAGAGAGAGAGAGGAGGGGGGGUUACGGAGUUGGGUUUUGAGAAAACGGGUUUCGGAGGAAGAAAAACAAAAAUGGAGUACGAAGAUCAAGAGGAGCACGACGAGGAGAUGGAGAUGGCGGCGAGCUACGAGUCGCUGCAGGGUAACUCAGGCCGAGUGAAAAUGCCGAGUUCUGGAGCAGCGGCUGAGGGAGCCACGACGGCCCAGUCGCAGCCGAGGACCAAGCCGAGGUACCGCGAGUGCCUGAAGAACCACGCCGUGGGGCUCGGAGGCCACGCCCUCGACGGCUGCGGCGAGUUCUUAGCCGCCGGCGCCGAGGGCACUCUCGAAGCGCUCAAGUGCGCCGCCUGCAGCUGCCACCGCAACUUCCACCGCAAGGAAACCGAAAUCGGCGGCGGAGGAAUCGGCUUAACUCCGGAGCCGUACGGACUCGUGCCACCUCACCACCACUACCCUCCGGCUGCGGCGGCGCACCCGCAGUUCUCUCCCUACUACCGAACACCGGCCGGGUACCUCCACGUGACGGCGCACCAUAGGCCGCUGGCGCUGCCGUCGACGUCGGGCGGAGGUGGGAGCCCCAGCAGGGAGGAUCAGGAGGAUGUGUCGAACCCAAGCGGAGGAGGGAUGUACGGAACGACGUCGUCUGGGGGAGGAAAGAAGAGGUUCCGGACCAAGUUCACGCCGGAGCAGAAGGAGAGGAUGCUGGCGCUGGCGGAGAGGCUCGGGUGGCGGAUUCAGAAGCAGGACGAGUUUCAGCAGUUUUGUAAUGACACUGGAGUCCGCCGCCAUGUCCUCAAGGUCUGGAUGCACAACAACAAGCACACCCUCGGCAAAAAACCCUAGCCAGUAGUACUCACACACUACAACUAAAAGAAAAAAUGAUCAAAAAUGCA